GUCAGUUUAGUUACCGCACCACAUAAAGGCAUUGCGUUGUAGACACCGUUAUACCCGCAACAUUCUCUUACUAUUUGCUUACAUAUUUCUUGAUUUCUGACCCUUCAAUUUGACGUAAAAAAAAAAAAAGACAAACAAAAAUUACUCGGUUCGGUAUCGUUCAAUCAUCAUACAAGAAAAAUCACAGUCGCCAUUGUCGUCACAUCGUUGUAGUCGUCGUCCUCCUCUAUAGAGCGUUCGGUUGUUGUUCCGCUGCUUUGUCCACCGUCCACGUGUCAAUAACGAGAAAAAUCGCGAAGAAACAGAACAAAAACCAAAAUUCAUAAAUUUCCCAUCGUGCGAGAAGAUAAAGCAGAGGAGCGAGGACACUUCUUCGAUUUUAUCAUUUUAUUCGAAUCCCCGAUCUCUUACGCUCUCCGUCGUUAUCUCGUACUUCAUCUCGUCGAAGAAGCGUUACUCGAUUAUCCCAAUCAAAUUUUUUGCUUGAUAUCUCUCUGUAAUCGAUCCGCAACAGACUCGACGGAAGAUGAAUCGACCGUGAACGAACGAAUCAAUACGAAGGACGGUGCGCGAGAUCUCCUCACGCGGAUAAACGCGAGAUUCGGGAACGAAUGUUGAACGCGUCGAAAGGUACGAGCGGUAACGUGAGCAACGAGAGAUCGUCAGCUGGAAGAUCUUUUAAUCGGCAGAAGAAGCAGCAGAUAAAGAGAAAAAGGGACAAAAUAGGAGGGCGUCCUGCUGGUCAGGAUAGAGAAGUGACAGAGAGAAACACUUGUGGGUGUGUUUAUCGCGUGCGCGGAAUUUGUUUAUCUCCUGUAUCGUGAAUUUUUAAACGUCGAGUGUACGUCGCGAAAUUCGAGACUCUCGUAUAACAAUAUAUCGGAAAACUCUGGCUUCCAUGUUGAUCGUCACGCUGUCGUCGUCGUUACGAAUGUUCCAGGUCGCGUUGUAAUAAGACAAUUUUGCCGCAGAAAGAGAUAAAAACUAAGUACAAAGAAAAUACUAGCGCGUCUAAAAUCGUAAAAUACGCAAAAAUAUAGGAGCAAUAAAUAUCGAGAGAGAGAAAUUUAAAAAAGAGUAAUUAAAAAAAAAAAAUCCACCGUCGUUCUGUUCUGCGCCCAGAUUAUCGGCAUCCUCCAACCACUGAUUUUCAUCGUUAACCGAUUUCGUACGUUAUUAGGGACGACUCGUUAGAGGAUUGCAAUGAUGGCAAACGGAAUGGACACAGUUGUGCAACAAAACGGAGGAUCGACUCUCGGACAGACGUCGCAAGAGGAAUCCAAGACGAAUCUCAUUGUAAACUAUUUACCGCAGAGCAUGACACAGGAUGAGAUCCGUUCUUUGUUCUCUAGUAUAGGCGAGGUUGAGAGCUGCAAGCUUAUUCGUGAUAAGCUCAGCGGUCAGAGUUUGGGUUACGGUUUCGUCAACUAUCAUCGGCCUGAAGACGCCGAAAAGGCUAUAAACACGCUCAAUGGUCUUCGUUUACAGAAUAAAACUAUCAAGGUAUCGUACGCGAGACCGAGCAGCGAGGCGAUCAAAGGUGCAAAUUUGUAUGUCAGCGGUUUGCCGAAAAAUAUGGCGCAGCAGGAUUUGGAGAAUCUCUUCAGUCCUUAUGGCAGAAUUAUCACGUCGCGGAUAUUGUGCGACAACAUUACCGUACGACAGUUUGUGACCGGCGGCGGAGACAAUUUGCCCGGCCUGUCGAAGGGAGUCGGUUUCAUACGAUUUGACCAGCGCGUCGAAGCCGAGCGAGCGAUCCAAGAGCUGAAUGGCACCAUACCGAAAGGCUCGUCCGAGCCAAUCACCGUCAAGUUCGCCAACAAUCCGAGCAACAACAACAAGGCGAUACCGCCGUUGGCGGCUUAUCUCGCACCGCAGGCUACGCGGCGUUUCGGCGGGCCGAUCCACCAUCCGACCGGCCGCUUCAGGUACAUUCCACUGUCGCCACUAUCCAGCACUGGCAAGGCCAUGCUUGCCAUUAACAAAGGCUUACAGAGGUACAGUCCGCUGGCGGGUGACCUCCUGGCGAAUUCGAUGCUGCCCGGUAACACCAUGAACGGCGCCGGCUGGUGCAUCUUCGUGUACAAUCUCGCGCCCGAGACUGAAGAGAACGUGCUGUGGCAGCUGUUCGGACCGUUUGGUGCCGUCCAGUCGGUGAAGGUCAUACGCGACCUGCAGACGAACAAAUGCAAGGGCUUUGGCUUCGUGACGAUGACCAAUUACGAGGAGGCAGUGGUCGCCAUACAGAGCCUGAACGGCUACACUCUUGGCAACCGCGUGCUCCAAGUCAGCUUUAAGACGAAUAAGAGCAAGGCGGCGUAGGACGAGCAACACGCG
Molecule: messenger RNA, 2337 nt
Organism: Pseudomyrmex gracilis
Lineage: Eukaryota; Metazoa; Arthropoda; Insecta; Hymenoptera; Formicidae
Product: ELAV-like protein 3
Exons: 8
Coding region: 1204-2322 (372 amino acids)
Cellular component (GO): ribonucleoprotein complex
Molecular function (GO): RNA binding
Source: RefSeq, a predicted model, not a curated record